Messenger RNA from Opisthorchis viverrini, 1367 nucleotides. RefSeq lists its product as hypothetical. NCBI's taxonomy places the organism in Eukaryota, Metazoa, Platyhelminthes, Trematoda, Opisthorchiida, Opisthorchiidae. The record is from RefSeq and is a predicted model, not a curated record. Gene Ontology annotation, molecular function: RNA binding. The transcript has 6 exons. The coding region runs from base 1 to 1290 and encodes 429 amino acids.
AUGACAAUGGAUUUAGAAAUAAACGCUGAGGAGCUGAACAAUCUUCUAAUGGGCUCCUCGGAUGGAUUUGUGAAAAAAUCUCAGAAACGCAAAAAGACGUUGAAUCACCUUGGGAAUACAAAGCGUACAAAAACAAGUGAUGAAGUUUCUUCUUCGUUAGCUGAAGAUCCCAACUCAGCUGUGAGAACUUCUCGGGAAGAGAAUGCAUUCGAAAAGACGAUUGAACUAGAUCCAAAGGUUGCGGAAGAAGUUGUGAAACGCAUCGAGCAGAAGAAUAGCCGCACUCUAUGUGUGUCAGGCUUGCCUCCGAAAACCAACCUCCAUCUGAUGGAACAGCUCAUCCCAGAUAUACAUACAGCACGUAUACAAUGGAAUACCAUAACUCACAAGUGUACGGGCACAGUUUAUGUUGAAUUUGGAUCGGCUGAUAUGGUCGAACAGUACAAAGCGAAACUUGAUGGCAUGACUUUCCAACACAAAACAUUGACGGCCAAGACUGGAAAUUUUCUUCCGGAAAGUGCAGAUCGGUAUGAUUGCAAAACACUCGUACUACAUGGACUUCAUUACAAGACACAUGUUGGUGAAAUCGCCAAACGGUUUCCAUCGGCCACUUCUAUUAAGUUCUCUUCGGACCACAAAAAGUGGGAUCGACAACGUCCCGCUUUGGCCUAUCUCACUUUCCCCACCCCACAGGAUGCUUUGCUUGCAUUCGAUACUAGACAAAGUUGUACAAUUCGUCGGAGACGAUUUAAUAUAACAUGGUUUUUACGAAAGACUGAGGAGCAACAACACCCACCGAGAAAAUGUCUGUUUGUCCGUGGACUGAAGAAAUCAGUCACAGAAACGGACCUACAGUCUGUAUUUCCACAGGCUACUUCGAUGUCCAUACAGCCGAAGACAGGAGAAGCCUACCUUCACUAUGACUUGGAAGAGGACUGUGUACUUGAUUGGCAGAAUGCACGACACUUGCAACUUUUUGGACGGAAAAUUCAGGUUACUUUUGAUACUUCGGUCAGGAAACCGAUUGCCUUGUCUAUGUUACAUCCGGGGUCGUCACAGGUAACAGCAAACUCCGGGACUUUCGGCAAGAAACGUGAGAAAAUUCGUGGACCUUCCGUGAAUGCCUCUGAGUCAACAAAACUUGCCCACAAAAAGAGGAAGAAGAAACAUCACUUGGAAUCGCUGGCUUCUUCGAAACCGUCGUUGUUGUCAGCCCAGGUUGAUCUCUCUCGCAAACCUACCAAACUGAAACACAAAUCGAAACUGUUCACUGGCAGCAGCAGUCAUUGAUAAAUGGUGCCAUCAUCUUCCGCAUGCCCAUCCAAUGUAAAUCACAUCACUUCCAAAUACACCUUACCGAACGUCCA